Molecule: messenger RNA, 213 nt
Organism: Fonsecaea multimorphosa CBS 102226
Lineage: Eukaryota; Fungi; Ascomycota; Eurotiomycetes; Chaetothyriales; Herpotrichiellaceae
Exons: 1
Coding region: 1-213 (70 amino acids)
Source: RefSeq, a predicted model, not a curated record
AUGUAUCUCUUUUUCAUCUGCAGUCUUACACUCAUCCAGAUUGCUCAAUCCGUCAGUGUCAACUGUCCCUGCGGGUGGCUACUGAAGGAGCAAGACACUAUUUACACGCACCGACUUUAUGAGGAUUUCGCCCAGUAUCCCGACAUUGACUCACUUCUCAACAGCCGCGAAGCUGCCAGGUUCAACCGAGAUUGGAUGAUCUACGAUUAUUAG